AUGGCGGUGGCUCUACCAACGGUGCAGUCGAACGCGUCGCUGUAUGUGGGGGACCUGCAUCCGGACAUCAGGGAGGCGGAGCUGGUCAGUGCUUUCAUGGAAUUCAAGACGCUGACGUCAGUCCGGGUCUGCCGUGACUCCACCACUGGCCGUUCCCUCUGUUAUGGCUACGUCAACUUUCUCUCCCCCCAGGACGCUAUUCAUGCAAUUGGGGCAAAGAAUCAUUCCAAACUGAAUGGAAAACCCAUAAGGGUUAUGUGGUCGCGUAGGGAUCCAGAGACUAGAAAGAGCGGGGUUGGGAAUGUUUUCGUGAAGAAUUUGGCUGACGCUAUUGACAAUGCUAAGCUUGAAGAAACAUUCAAUGCAUUUGGAAACAUAUUGUCCUGUAAAGUUGCAACAUAUGAUGAUGGGAAGAGCAAAGGAUAUGGCUUCGUUCAAUUUGAUACUGAGGAGUCUGCAAACUCAGCCAUUGAGAAGCUUAAUGGCUUUGCAGUUGAAGGGAAAGAAUUGUUCGUAGGAAAGUUUAUGAAAAAGGGUGACAGAGUCCAAAAUAGUCCGAGUGUGAAAUACACAAAUCUGUACAUGAAGAAUUUGGAUCCUGAGGUGACGGAAGCAAACCUAAAUGAGAAGUUCUCUGAGUUUGGCAAAAUUCUGAGCCUGGUCAUCUCAAAGGAUGACAAUGGUGCAUCCAGAGGCUUUGGAUUUGUGAAUUUUGAGAAUCCAGAAGAUGCUAGGCGAGCGAUGGAAGCCAUGAAUGGAUCACAACUUGGCUCAAAGGUACUGUAUGUUUCCAAGGCACAGAAGAAAGUAGAGCGUGCAGAAUUUCUGCGCCGUCAAUUUGAGGAGAGGAGGAAGGAGCGAAUGUUGAAGUACCAGGAUUCAAAUGUGUACGUGAAGAAUAUUGACGACACUGUCACAGAGGAACAGUUGCGUGAAUACUUUAGCUCCUGUGGUUCAAUAACAUCAGCAAAACUUAUGAAAGAUGACAAAGGAAUUAAUAAAGGUUUUGGAUUUGUUUGCUUCUCUUCUCCUGAGGAGGCCGUUACAGCUGUAAACACCUGUCAUGGAAUGAUGUUCCAUGGAAAGCCAUUGUAUGUCGCCAUCGCCCAAAGAAAGGAUGAGAGGCAGGCUCAAUUACAUAUACAGUAUGCACAGAUAGCCGGAUAUGCAGGCACUUCAGGUGUUAUCCCUGGCGGAUACCAACCUAUGUACUAUACUGCUCCUGCUGUUGUUCCAUCACUAUCUGCGCGACAUGGUAUGAUGUAUCAGCCUAUGGGAAUGAGGCCAGGAUGGAGGCCAAAUGACUUCACAAAUGCAAACAGAGCCGCUUUUCAGCAAUCUCCCGUUCCCUUGGUUCCUAAUGCUCCAAGACACCACAGGCAGAAUAGGGGAAGACAGGGUGGGCAUGUGGUUCCAUCGAACGGAGGUCCAGCUAUCUCACAUGCACCACACACACAACAGGCAAGUGAAUCAACUCCAUCAAAAGAAUUGGGCGAUCAGCAGCGUGGUAAGUUCAACAAUAAUGGUCGUGGCCGAGACAUGAACAGAGCAUCUACUGCAGCCGCAGCUACUGUAGCAACUGCAACUGCAGCAUCUGCAACUCAACCUGUACCUGCUGUACCUGUGGUUGCUGCACCUGUGCAAGAGGGGUCAGAAAUGCUGAGUAGCAUGCUUGCGGCAGCAUCUCCUGAGAAUCAGAAACAAAUGCUAGGGGAGCGUCUUUUCCCUCUGGUCAGCCAGCAGCAGCCUGAUCUUGCUGCAAAGGUUACGGGUAUGCUUCUUGAGAUGGAUAACUCUGAGCUGCUUCUUUUACUGGAAUCACCGGAAGCCCUGGCUGCCAAGGUGGAUGAAGCUGUAGAAGUGUUGAAGGUGUCAAAGCCAAAAGUAUCAAGCAGCAGCCAAGAAGCACUUCAGCCUAGUUUCCUUUCAGCUGGUGUUGCUGUCAACUGA
This is a messenger RNA of Oldenlandia corymbosa var. corymbosa, 1950 nucleotides long. NCBI's taxonomy places the organism in Eukaryota, Viridiplantae, Streptophyta, Magnoliopsida, Gentianales, Rubiaceae. The record is from the annotation of a GenBank genome assembly.